CAGGAUCUUUUCUCAGAGAUCUUAUCCAGCAAAGAUCCCGUAUCGCUAAGUCUACCCAAUGUGUGGCUAUGGGAUAUCAUUGACGAAUUCGUCUAUCAGUUCCAAGCUUUCUGUCUUUACAAAGCGAAUCCUGGAAAGCGAAGCGUGGACGAGGUUGAUGAGCUCAUCAGUAUCGAGGAAGCCCAAAAUGCCUGGAAUAUUUAUCCUGUGCUUAAUAUUUUGUAUUCUCUACUAUCAAAAUCGCAAAUUAACGAGCAGCUGGCAGCCAUCAGAGCUCGAAAGAAUCCGGACGACGUCGCAGAUGAGUUCGGACAGUCUGCGCUGUAUUUCAAACUUGGGUAUUUCUCUCUGAUUGGAUUGUUGAGAACUCAUGUACUUCUUGGAGACUACCAUCAAGCUUUGAAAACAGUCGAGAACGUAGAGUUCGAUGCCAAGGGCCUUUACAACACCGUUCCGUCAUGUCUCGUGACAUUGCAUUAUUUUGUCGGUUUCUCACAUAUGAUGAUGCGAAACUAUGGUGAAGCAACGAAGAUGUUUGUAAACUGUUUGAUGUUUAUCCAAAGGACGAAAGCAAUCCAAACUCAGCAACAGAAGCAGAAGAACUUCCAGUAUGAUGUGAUUGGCAAAACCUAUGACCAACUUUUCCAUUUACUUGCGAUCUGCCUGGCUAUACAGCCUCAACGCAUCGAUGAGUCGAUUGCAUCCCAACUCGCUGAGCGAUGUGGUGACCGCAUGUCACGUAUGGGCAAUGGUGACUUGGACGAGUUUCGUCUAGCGUUCCAGAUGGGAUGUCCGAAGUUCCUUUCGCCAACUACCGUCGUUUAUGAAGGCUCAAAUCUAUCUAAGGAGCCACUUUUGCGUCAAUCGCAAGCUUUCCUUGAAGGCGUUGAAGCUCAGAUGGCGCUGCCGGUUCUACGUGGAUACCUAAAAUUAUACACAUCCCUGCCAACGAAAAAACUAGCAUCGUUCAUGGAUGUUGACGAUAAGAAUUAUGACUCUUUCUUGGGAAAGCUGUUAACAUACAAGAUGGUGGUCAAUGAACUAGGCAAGGAUUCGCUAGCAUCUUCAAAUGACGACGACGAACCGAAUACGGAUAUUGAUUUUUACGUUGAUAAGGAUAUGAUUUGCAUUGCCGAUACGAAAGUAGCACGUCGGGUUGGAGAGCAUUUCAUCCGACACAUGCAGAAACUUUAUGAGGUUCAAAAGUUGUUGAAGAAAUUAGAGACGAAACCCUAA
Messenger RNA from Ostertagia ostertagi, 1236 nucleotides. Lineage: Eukaryota; Metazoa; Nematoda; Chromadorea; Rhabditida; Trichostrongylidae. The record is from the annotation of a GenBank genome assembly.